UGCUAGUUUACACACACGCACACUAAAAGGAAAAUGACAAUAUAUUAACUUAAACCAUAAGAAAUCUAAUACACGUCUAAUUUCCAACAUUAAAGAACCUUCAUACUAAUCUUCUUCUUCCCUAACUAUCAUUAUAAAUAUCAAUUAAAUCAAAUUCAAAUUAUUAUAUAACAAAGUUUAAUUCGAUCCCAAUUCCAAUUAUUGUUUAUCCUCACAUAGAUAUUUAUAUCAAACAAACAAAACUCUGAUCUAUCAUCAUCAUGGCUUAUCCUUAUCAACCUUCUGCCUCUGCUCCGAUGCCGGCACUCCCAACCACCAUAAUCGGACCUCAAUACUGUGCUCCGUAUCAGUUGGAUCUGACGAUUGUCAAAAAGGUUAUGACUGUUACAGAUGGGAAUUUCGCCGUCACUGAUGUUAACGGCAAUAUCGUCUUCAAAGUUAAGGGUUCUUUGUUAACGCUUCGUGAUCGCCGUGUCUUGGUUGAUGCCGUCGGUAACCCCAUCACCACCCUACGUCGUAAGAUAGCGACUCUGCAUGAUCGGUGGGAAGCUUUUCGGGGUGAAAGCACAGAUUCUAAAGAUCUGAUAUUUACAUUAAAAAGAUCGUCCCUAAUCCAGUUUAAGGACAAAUUAGAUGUGUUUCUAGCUGGUAACAAAAAACAAGAUGUUUGUGACUUUAAAGUCAAAGGUAGUUGGUUAGAACGAUCUUGCAUUGUUUAUGCUGGUGAAUCUAACCACAUUGUUGCCAAGAUGCACAAAAAGCACACUAUUAAGAGUCUUUUAAUUGGUAAAGACCAUUUCGCGGUCACGGUUUAUCCCAAUGUUGAUUACGCUUUCAUAGUGUCGUUAAUCGUGAUACUUGACGAGAUUAACGAUGAUGAGAAGGAUGAUUAGAGGAUUAGUGUUUUAUAUUCGUCAAAUUCUAUUUGUACUUAUAACCAAAAUGAGUAAUACAAUACCAUAUAUUGAGUUAAGGGAUUUGCAGAUUAUUAUAGAUUGAAGUCACAGUUAUUUUGUUUUUGUUCUGGACCUUAUUAAUUACCUGAAUAGCAAAUUUCAUAUUCUAAAUUAAGCUCCUUCUAUAAUGUACAA
Messenger RNA from Trifolium pratense (red clover), 1091 nucleotides. Its product is annotated as protein LURP-one-related 10-like. The record is from RefSeq and is a predicted model, not a curated record. Bases 261 to 893 code for a protein of 210 amino acids. The transcript is spliced from 3 exons. NCBI's taxonomy places the organism in Eukaryota, Viridiplantae, Streptophyta, Magnoliopsida, Fabales, Fabaceae.